GUUCGGAACGGAGGAAGCUCGCGCAGUACCGAGGGACUGCUCGGACUGCUCUGGCUGCUCGGACCCUUCCCACACUUUCACUGCCUCUCGCCCCGCACUGCGAUUCCAGGCAGUUUGCGAGCACACACCCAGGGCCCGCCUCCCGCUGCGGCUGCGCCUCUUCGUUUGCUGCCUGUGGGUCCCACGCGCUGGGGCCUUCUCUGCCCAGCACUCUGCUUUGCUCCUCGUGUGCCCUGAAGAAGGAGGACGUGCUGCCCGGACUUUCCACGGCAAAGAGGUGAUUUCCUGCUGUAACCUGACAUCUGGACAUAGACAGUAGACAUUGGAGGCCAUCCCCUCUGCCACAUGGAGUAUGCCAAGUUUGGAUCCAUUCUAUGGUGAUGCUAACAUUUGAAGACCUGGCUAUUUACUUUACCUGGGAGGAAUGGCAGAACAUGAACAAAGCUCAGAAAAUUCUGUACAGGGAUGUGAUGUUGGAGACCUACAGCAGCCUGGUCUUCUUGGGGCACUGCAUUACCAAACCUGAUUUGAUCUUUAAGUUGGAGCAAGGAGCAGAGCCAUGGAUGAAUGAAUGCCUAAAUCAGAGCCUUCCAGUUGCCAUGAAAAGUGAUGACAUAAUUAGGACCAACCAAAAAAGUCAAGAAAAAAAAUUUAAUCAGGAUGUUAUGACAAAUAAUAAGACAUCAACUCCCAAGAGAGUUGAAUUAAUAAAAAGACUUAAAUUAAGUUCAAGUCAUAUUUCAGAACUGAUUAUCAAAAAGGGGAAUUAUUCAGCAAUGAAACUUGAGGAAUGCAAUGUAUGUCAUAAUGUGGAUCCCCAUGGUGGGCCUGAUGAGCUGCAAGCUGGAGAGAAACUUGAUUCUGCUAACAUACCUGGGAACUCUGUCCAGUGCUGUGAGCCUCUAAGUGAGUAUCACAAGAUUCAGACUGUGAAGCCUUCAUUUGAACAUAGUGGACAGGGGAAAGACUUCAAAAGGAAGAAGAUAUUCUUUAGAUUUGGCACCGUCCAUAUGGGAGACACCUGUAAUGAGCCAACUUUCACUGUUGGAAGGACAACUCAAAUAGAAAAAACUCUUCAUAAAAAUACUAACUUCAGUAAGCAUCAACAAAUCAACACAGGAGAGAAACUUUAUGAAGAUAUGGGGUAUGUGGAACCUCUCAUUUACAAUUCAGAUCUUGCAAUAGAUAAGAGACAACAUAUGGGGAAAAAAUCCUAUGCAUGUAAGCUAUGUGGGAACUCACAUGUGUGUAAUGAAUGUGGAGAAACCACAUACCAGAAGUUAGAUCUCAUUAAACAUCAGAAAAUUCACACAAAGCAGAUAACUCAUGAAUGUAAUGAGUGCAGAAAUCCCGUUUUCCAGAAAUCAUACCUAAUAACACAUCAGAAAAUUAACAAAGAAGACAAAUCUUAUGAAUGUAAAGACUGUGGAAAAGCUUUUGUCAAGAAAUCACAUCUCAUAAUGCAUCAGAGAAUUCACACAGGAGAGAAACCUUAUGAAUGUAAUGACUGUGGAAAAGCCUUUGGCAAUAAGACACAUCUUGUAAGGCAUCAAAGAAUUCACACAGGAGAGAAACCUUAUGAAUGUAAUGACUGUGGAAAAUCCUUUGGCAAGAAGUCACAUCUUGUAGUGCAUCAGAGAAUUCACACGGGAGAGAAACCUUAUGAAUGUAAUGACUGUGGGAAAGCUUUUGUCUAUAAGUCACAACUCAUACUGCAUCAGGAAAUUCACACAGGAGAGAAGCCUUAUGAAUGUAAUGACUGUGGAAAAGCUUUUGUCUGUAAGUCACAACUCAUAAAUCAUCAGAAAAUUCACACAGGGGAGAAACCUUAUGAAUGUAAUGACUGUGGAAAAGCUUUUGUCUGUAAGUCAAAUCUUGUAAUACAUCAGAGAAUUCACACAGGAGAGAAACCUUAUGAAUGUAAUGACUGUGGAAAAUCCUUUGGCCAUAAAACACAGCUUGUAAUACAUCAGAGAAUUCACACAGGAGAGAAACCUUAUGAAUGUAAUGACUGUGGAAAAGCUUUUGGCAAUAAGACGCAUCUUGUAAUACAUCAGAGAAUUCACACAGGAGAGAAACCUUAUGAAUGUAAUGACUGUGGAAAAUCCUUUGGCCAUAAGACACAUCUUGUAAUACAUCAAAGAAUUCACACAGGGGAGAAACCUUAUGAAUGUAAUGACUGUGGAAAAUCCUUUGGCAAGAAGUCAAAUCUUGUAAUACAUCAAAGAAUUCAAACAGGAGAGAAACCUUAUGAAUGUAAUGACUGUGGAAAAGCCUUUGGCAAGAAGUCAAAUCUUGUAAUACAUCAGAGAAUUCACACAGGAGAGAAACCUUAUGAAUGUAACGACUGUGGAAAAGCUUUUGGCAAUAAGACACAUCUUGUAAUACAUCAAAGGAUUCACACAGGGGAGAAACCUUAUGAAUGCAACGACUGUGGAAAAGCUUUUGGCAAUAAGACACAUCUUGUAAUACAUCAGAGAAUUCACACAGGAGAGAAACCUUAUGAAUGUAAUGACUGUGGAAAAUCCUUUGGCUGUAAGUCAAAUCUUGUAAUACAUGAAAGAAUUCACACAGGAGAGAAACCUUAUGAAUGUAAUGACUGUGGAAAAUCCUUUGGCUAUAAGUCAAAUCUUGUAAUACAUCAAAGGAUUCACACAGGGGAGAAGCCUUAUGAAUGUAAUGACUGUGGAAAAGCUUUUGGCAGUAAGACACAUCUUGUAAGGCAUCAAAGAAUCCACACAGGGGAGAAACCUUAUAAAUGUAAUGACUGUGGAAAAUGCUUUGGCAAGAAGUCAAAGCUUGUAAUACAUCAGAGAAUUCACACAGGAGAGAAACCUUAUGAAUGUAACAACUGUGGAAAAGCUUUUGGCAAUAAGACACAUCUUGUAAUACAUCAGAGGAUUCACACAGGAGAGAAACCUUAUGAAUGUAAUGACUGUGGAAAAGCCUUUGGCAAUAAGUCAAAUCUUGUAAUACAUCAGAGAAUUCACACGGGAGAGAAACCUUAUGAAUGUAAUGACUGUGGGAAAGCUUUUGUCUAUAAGUCACAACUCAUAAAACAUCAGAGAAUUCACCCAGGAGAAAACUUAUGAAUAACUGGAAAAGUCUUUGGCAAGAAAUCUCAUCUUGUAAGGCAUCAAAGCAUUCGCACAAGGGAGAAACGUUAUGAAUGUAAUGACUGUGGAAAAGCUUUGGCAGGUGCAGAGCCAAGAUGGCAGAUAGUGAGGACAUGCACCGAUAGUCUGGGAAAAUUUAGUUUCAUAAAAGUGGGAUUAUUGUAGCCUCAGGAAAAGACGCAAGAAAAAAAACUGCAGAGGAAAUGCUUCCGGAUCUAGUGGAUGUGACACAGAGGACCUACAGGGAGCCCACCGUGUGGAAGCCCAGCCACGGGAGCUGAGCUGCAGAAUCUCGCCAGCGUGGGAACUGGAGGUAAGACAAAAACCUCAGAAACCCGAGACAUUGGUGGGGAAAGGCAGAGGCCUCUCUUUCCACUCACCUAAAAAAGUCGAGCAAAACAAAGAGCAGGAACCAUUUUACAUAUGUAAAGUGCCAACAAGUACACAAACUCAGUAACACCUUCUCAGUAGUCACAUUGAAUGUUAAUGGCCUGAACUGUCCAGUUAAAAGACACCGAUUGGCUGAUUGGGUUAAGGAACAAAACCCAUCUUUUUGCUGCUUACAAGAAACUCAUCUUUCCAACAAUGAUGCAUACAGACUAAAAGUGAAAGGCUGGAAAAAUAUAUACCAUGUCAACAGAAAUGAAAAAAGAGCAGGCGUAGCCAUCUUAAUAUCGGACAACAUACACUUUACCACAAAAACUGUUAGGAGAGACAAAGAGGGGCACUAUAUAAUGAUUAAGGGAUCCAUUCAACAGGAAGAUAUAAUG
Messenger RNA from Lepus europaeus (European hare), 3886 nucleotides. Its product is annotated as zinc finger protein 665-like. The coding region runs from base 375 to 3092 and encodes 905 amino acids. The record is from RefSeq and is a predicted model, not a curated record. The transcript is spliced from 5 exons. NCBI's taxonomy places the organism in Eukaryota, Metazoa, Chordata, Mammalia, Lagomorpha, Leporidae. Gene Ontology annotation, biological process: regulation of transcription by RNA polymerase II. Gene Ontology annotation, molecular function: DNA-binding transcription factor activity, RNA polymerase II-specific; RNA polymerase II cis-regulatory region sequence-specific DNA binding.